This is a messenger RNA of Limanda limanda (common dab), 834 nucleotides long. Its product is annotated as endonuclease domain-containing 1 protein-like. The record is from RefSeq and is a predicted model, not a curated record. Gene Ontology annotation, molecular function: hydrolase activity; nucleic acid binding; metal ion binding. The transcript is spliced from 2 exons. Lineage: Eukaryota; Metazoa; Chordata; Actinopteri; Pleuronectiformes; Pleuronectidae.
AUGGCAGGAGCAGAGGUGAAGGAAAAUCUAUCUCCUGGAUGUAAACAGUUCCUGUACAUGGGCACGCUGCCUCGAGGGCUUGAAGAGCAGUCGUUCAAUAAGAUUUGCCAGUUCUAUGAGGGAAAACCACGAUUUGCGACUCUGUACGACACCUUCAGCCACAUCCCUGUUUAUUCUGCGUACACCUUCAAACGCUCGGAUGGCUCCAAGAAGGCUGAUGUGCCUUGGAUGUAUGAGCCACAGCUGUCCACAGUGUCUGGCUCAAGGGAAAUGCAGCAGCUGCCUUCAGAAAAUGCUCCAAAAUCUUUAGAAGCUUGACAGGCUGUCCUCGAUGACUACUCUGAGUCUGUGAUCUUCGAGCGUGGACAACUCAAUCCAGAUGAGCACCAGGCCCAUCCUGAUGACAAAGCAGCCACCUACACUCUGACCAAUGUGGUUCCUCAGGUGGAAGAGUUCAACAUGGGCCCCUGGAAAAAGCAUGAGCACAUCAUACGUAGGCGUCUCAACAACUACUGCAGAGGCACGGCCUAUAUGGUCACCGGAUUCACCACAUUAGGUCACACAAUACGCCGCCAGAACAUCAAACGCCUGGGCAUCCCCAGCUAUUUCUGGUCGGCCUACUGUUGCAUUGAUUUCGACCACAAUUCCCCCUCCUCCGAGCGCUCGAAGUUCCCUGCAUUUGCAGCUCAUGGGCUAAACGACAGGCAGAAUAACAAGGUUCAGGAAAUGACGGUGCAGCAGCUGGAGGACUUCCUGAAGAGGAUCUGAACUUUUUUUCAGAUCUUCUACGACAACUGUGUGGCUCCUAAUAGUGUUAACAGCGCCCUACACUGA